AGUAAUUCAGUACUUUUUGAUGAGUUAUAGGCUAAUCAUGCGUCACGAGCUGUGACUUUCGGUCAGUGUCCUUGCAUUGCCGUUUUCACAGCAGAAAUGAAAAUGUGUCUAGAGGGCAGUAUUGGGCUGCAAAUCCGGUGUGCGUGCGUGUGCCUGCGCGGGUCCGUUGCAACGCAAUUUCUGGACUGACAAAACGGAGAUAAAUGAGGGACAACUGUUCAUUUUCUCUGAAUGAAAGAACGUCAGGAUGACAGCAGAAAUCUUUCCUAAGGAGAAGACCAUCGAUCUUCGGAAAAAGCACAUUGGUCCAUCAUGUAAGGUGUUCUUCAGCCAUGAUCCCAUCAAGAUUGUGCGAGCCAAAGGCCAGUACAUGUAUGACGAGAAUGGUGUGCGAUACUUGGACUGCAUCAACAACGUUGCACACGUGGGUCACAGUCACCCAAUGGUGGUGAAGGCUGGGGCUGAACAGAUGGAGCUACUGAAUACUAACUCACGCUUCCUGCAUGAUAACCUUGUCCAGUACGCCCAGCGGCUGCAGGCUACUCUACCUGAAAAGCUCUCUGUCUGCUACUUUGUCAACUCAGGCUCUGAAGCCAACGACCUGGCGCUCAGACUGGCCUGGGAGUACACAGGCCACAAAGACGUCAUAACGUUGGACAAUGCAUAUCACGGCCAUGUGUCAUCGCUCAUUAACAUCAGCCCUUAUAAAUUUCACCAGCUGGCCAAUGCAGAGCAGAGCAAAUCUGUUCACGUGGCUCUGAGCCCUGACCUCUACAGAGGCAACUAUAGACAAGACCAUCCAGACCCCGCCACAGCAUAUGCCGAUGACGUCAACAAUCUUAUACAGAAAGCCCAUGAGAAAGGACACAAGGUUGCUGCUUUUAUUGCAGAGUCGCUGCAGAGUUGUGGUGGGCAAGUCAUUCCCCCUGCAGGCUACUUCCAGAAAGUGGCACAACAUGUUCACCGGGCUGGUGGCCUAUUCAUCGCUGACGAGGUGCAGGUGGGAUUUGGCCGUGUUGGCACCCACUUCUGGGCCUUCCAGCUACAGGGAGAAGACUUUGUGCCUGACAUUGUCACCAUGGGCAAACCCAUCGGCAACGGGCACCCCAUGUCAUGUGUGGUCACCACAAGAGAGGUAGCAGAGGCCUUCAAGAACUCUGGCAUGGAGUACUUCAACACGUUUGGCGGUAACCCUGUGUCCUGUGCCAUUGGCCUUGCUGUGCUGGACGUGAUUGAGAAAGAGGAUCUCCAAGGCAACGCGCUGCGGGUGGGGGGCUACCUGACGCGACUGUUGGAGCAGCAGAAGGAGAAGCAUCCACUGGUGGGGGAUAUCAGGGGUCGUGGCCUGUUUGUUGGGGCGGAGCUUGUGAGAGAUCGGGUGAAACUGACCCCUGCUACAGCGGAAGCCCAGGACAUAAUUUACAAACUGAAGGAACAACACAUCCUACUAAGUGCAGAUGGUCCUCAUCGCAAUGUCCUCAAGUUCAAACCACCCAUGUGCUUCUCUGAGGAGGACGCCGACAUGGUCGUGGAAAAGAUUGACCAGAUUCUCACAGACAUUGAGAAGGCGUUGGGGUUACAAAUGCCCUCCACAGUACAUACAAAGAAUGGAAGCCGUAAGAGAAAUGUUCAACCUGAGGAAAACGGAUGUCAUCAUUCAAAUGGAAUAGGCCAUAGCUGUGAUACGUCUCAACAGCAUGCCUCUCAGCAAAACAAAAGGCUGAGGCCUUAAUGGACUUGUGGAGUUUUGCUACUAAGACCUGAAUAGUGUGCCCUGCGCACUUACAUGUUUCGAUGGAUAAAGGAAGCGACUUCAUUCUCAAAUCUAUAAUGACUUUUGUAAGCAUUUAUAAUAUGUUAGUUACACGUUGAUGUUAUAAUCUUAAUCUCAGGUACUUUGAAAUGUGAUUGGAAAUUUGGACAGGCAUGUAUAAGGCCUGCUGUUCCUCCUUAUAGAGACAGAAUGCAAAUGAACUAGAAACCCAUACUGACAGUGAGGAACAAACUUAAUGUGCUAAUGUCCAGGAUGUCUUUAGAGUCAUGCAUUGAUCCCUCACUGUGACUUCAUAUUAAAUAGUAAAUGUCAAUGAUUACAAAUGCUAACUUUUUCAAAGUAUCAUAAUGAAAUAUAAAGAGCAUGAUAGGAGGCCUACUGAAAACACUAUAAAGUAGUAUUGGCCAUUGUCAUGUUAUUGCCCACAUUUAGAGAGGUUCUUCAAUGAAAUGUCAAAUAAAUAAUGCAGAGAGAAUUGUU
Molecule: messenger RNA, 2254 nt
Organism: Salmo salar (Atlantic salmon)
Lineage: Eukaryota; Metazoa; Chordata; Actinopteri; Salmoniformes; Salmonidae
Gene: etnppl
Product: ethanolamine-phosphate phospho-lyase
Cellular component (GO): mitochondrion
Molecular function (GO): ethanolamine-phosphate phospho-lyase activity; transaminase activity; pyridoxal phosphate binding
Source: RefSeq, a predicted model, not a curated record